AUGGUCCAGACACGCAAAAACGCAACCAAGAAGGCCACAAUGACCAAUAUCCUCAAGACCAACAAAAAGGCUGCCAGCAGAAAGGUUGCCAGUAAGAAGACUGCAAACAAGAAGACCACCAGCAAGAAAACUUCUAGCAAGAAGGCUACCAACAAGCCCAUCGCUCAUCCUACAGUCGACGUGAACAAGCUUUUCCCACCCUGGGGCUCUGAAGCAGCGCUGGAUCAGACAGCAAACAAGGAGGCUACUGACAUAAUCGUAGCCGUGUACCAUGACAUCAACACCUACUGCAACAUUGAGAGACUUGCGGGAGAGGAUUUAUAUAAUUGCCGGGAGAUGCUCUCCAACAUGCGUACCUUCACGGAAGGAUUUGUUCAUCGGGAAAUCGGUAACUACAUGGCCUGCGUGGAAUCCUUCAAGGCGGAACAUGGUGAGUUUCAACCUGUCACACCUAACAGUAGAUUCUUAGAGUUUGUUACUGGGCUCGGAUGGAAGAUGUUUGCUAUCUGUGCCCAUGCUGAAGCAUUUCGACGAGGUAUCCGAGAAGCCAACGAUAGAACCUGGAGGUUCCUGAUUCAGAAGAUCGAAGAAAACGCCCUGAGUAUUGAACUUUACGCACACAGCCGUAGCCUGAGGUGGCGUAACAUGAUCUGGAUCCACCAGGGUUAUUUCAUCCCAGGCCUGCCCGAUAUGAAAACCGAAAUUGAGACAUACAUGCAGUGGAAAGUCGACCACCCUCACCACACCGUCAUCACACUCGACGGCGGACUCAAGGAGCCCACCUACAAAGGCAAGUUACAGAAACACAUUGACGAGAAUAUGUAUGAUCCCAAGAAAUGGCGCGGUCAGAAGCAGGACCCAACGCUUCGUCAUAUGCCUAAUGGGAGCCCCGCUAACGUUGGACGCAAUUGCGCUAUGUGUGGCAGUCCUGCUUCUUGUGAUUGUCGCCUGGCAUCCCGAGCAGGAGAACUGGUUGAGCUGAGAGAAUACCCCGAGACGGGUACUGGUAUUCGAGUACUGACAAGAUUCAACCGCGGUGAUAUUCUUGAUAUAUUCGCGGGUGAACUUCUUCCUGAUUCUGUGGAAGAUGUCUAUCCUCUGACGCAAUGCGAUGACGAGCCCCACACGACUUCCGAUACAGCUCGUACUUUGUGCACAAUCUGCCCCCACGAGUUUGGCAACUGGACUCGUUAUAUUAGCCACUCGUGCCGACCUUCGACGGCAUUCAUCACUCGCACUAUUGGAAACCGAGUUGUGUGCACAAUUGAAGCUAUUCGUGAUAUCCGACCUUUUGAAGAGCUUACUCCGCCCUUGAUUGAGUCCACAAUUGGUGACCAUUUCGCCAAGAUUGUCGCGGAAUGCGGAGAUAGAACAGCUGUUAUCUCAAAACAUCAGAAUGAUCGAGCAACCUAUUCCUCCUUGGAUGCAAGAAGUAAUGCUCUUGCUCGGGGCCUGGUAUCGGUCGGUGUGAAGAAGGGGGAGCGGGUCGGAGUCAUGCUCGGGAACUCGAUGGAAUACGCAGUGGCAACAUACGCAUUAUUCAAACUGGGUGCCAUUCUGGUCCCGCUCAAUCCGUCAUUCAAUACUGCACAAGUGAUUGCGGCAUUGGGUCACCUGGAAGCCAGUCAUCUUCUGAUUAGCACAGAGUCCAAACUACCCCGAAAAAAGCCACGGAGCAAUGUUCCCUUGCUCGAGGACCUUGUUCAAGAUCUCCACAAGUCAAACUUGGAAUCUGCGUUGAUCCCUUCUUUAAGAAAUAUCAUUAUGGUCGAUAACUCUGAAGGUCGCGUGGAUAUAUCACCAUAUAAAAGCUUGACGCCAUAUGCAUCCAUUAUGUCCCAGCUUACUGCAGAUGGCCGCCCACUCCCUCCUCAAAAUCUCUCGCCGCAUGAUAUUGUGAAUAUCCAAUUCACAUCAGGGACUACGUCAAUGCCCAAGGCAGCAUGCCUUACCCAUCACUCUAUUCUGAAUAACGGCACUCAGAUCGGUGAUCGCAUGCGUCUCACGCCAAACGAUAUUGUCUGUUGCCCGCCGCCGCUAUUUCAUUGCUUCGGCUGUAUAUUAGGUUAUAUGGCAACAGCAACUCACGGUUCAGCCAUCGUCUUCCCCAGCGAGUCCUUCAAUGCUCGUGCCACACUAGAGGCCAUCCAAGAAGAGAGAUGUACCGCACUGCAUGGUGUACCGACAAUGUUCCUCGAGGAGCUGAGCAUGAUCGAGAUGAAAGAGAUAUCCAGCGAGGGAUUCCAGCAUCUUCGCACGGGCAUCGCCUCUGGAAGCAGUAUUCCUUCCGAAAUAAUGAAGAAACUGCAUAAGGUGCUGAACCUGACCGAAUUGACAAUCUGUUAUGGAAUGACUGAAACAAGCCCGGUCUCAGCUAUGACAACGACAGAUGAUCCCAUUGAUAAGCGGAUCUACUCAGUCGGGAAACUCAUGCCACAUGUUGAGGCAAAGAUUGUGGACCCGCUGAACAAGAAAGAGAUCCUGCCUAUAGAGAAACGGGGUGAGUUGGCAGUGAGCGGGUACCUGCUGAUGAAGAAAUACUGGGGUGCUCCAGAAAAGACCGCGGAGGCGAUGAUUGCAGACGAGUCUGGCAAGGUGUGGAUGCAUACUGGAGAUGAAGCUUCUAUGUCACCAGAUGGGUAUAUUAGUAUCACUGGACGGAUCAAAGAUCUAAUCAUCCGCGGUGGCGAGAAUAUACACCCCGUAGAGAUCGAAAAUUGUUUGCUAGCGCAUGAUGAAGUCGCAGAUGUGUCUGUCGUCGGCGUUCCCGACGUGAGAUAUGGCGAGGCAGUGGCUGCUUUUGUUAUUGCGCGGGACCAUGCCUCGAAGACAGUCACUGCUGAAGAUAUUCAGCAAUGGGUGCGUGAAAAGCUUAGCAAUCAUCUUGUUCCGAAGUAUGUCUUCUUUUUGGGCCCCGCUGAGCCUUUCCCCAAGACAGCAAGUGGAAAGAUUCAGAAGUUCAAGCUCAGGGAGAAGGCUGUUGCACUCUUGGCCAAAAGCGAUGCAUAA
Penicillium coprophilum is the source of this 3009-nucleotide messenger RNA. RefSeq lists its product as uncharacterized. Gene Ontology annotation, molecular function: protein binding; medium-chain fatty acid-CoA ligase activity. The record is from RefSeq and is a predicted model, not a curated record. The transcript has 7 exons. NCBI's taxonomy places the organism in Eukaryota, Fungi, Ascomycota, Eurotiomycetes, Eurotiales, Aspergillaceae. The coding region runs from base 1 to 3009 and encodes 1002 amino acids. Gene Ontology annotation, biological process: fatty acid metabolic process.